Messenger RNA from Ramularia collo-cygni, 1038 nucleotides. RefSeq lists its product as uncharacterized. The transcript has a single exon. The coding region runs from base 1 to 1038 and encodes 345 amino acids. The record is from RefSeq and is a predicted model, not a curated record. NCBI's taxonomy places the organism in Eukaryota, Fungi, Ascomycota, Dothideomycetes, Mycosphaerellales, Mycosphaerellaceae.
AUGCUAGGUGUGGGACUGAACAAGCACGCCGCCGUGUCCGAUCAAUGGUGGAUGCGCGCCUUUGACGAGGGAUUGAAGAAUCUGGGCUCUGGAAAAAAGAGCACGCUGGCCAAUGUGCGRGAAAAGGGUGUGCAUUUUGGAGGACUYUACGGCCGAUUUGUCAAGGGCGAGACGGUCGAGGGCACCAUGGAAAGCAAGGAAGACAAGGCGAAGGAGGCAGCUGGACAGCUGAAGAGGAAGAGAGAUGGCAACGAUGUGGACACACGUCACCGUUCGAAGCGCCGGGCGGACGGCACAGACACGGCCACUGGUGAGCAUCUGGCCAAAAGCGUGGAGAGCCAGACAAAAGCUGUUGUUCGUGAGGCUGUCAACCGUGGGUUGAUUCCCAAAGGAAGCAAGGACAAUGGAAAGAAAUCGUGUAAACAUUCAACAAAAGUAGACGAGGCUACACUCUCGCACAUCUUCGACCUGGCUGGUUUGAAGGAGCCGACAGGACUUGGCGAGGGCUCGAGUAAAUCAGCUCGCAAGCAGGCAAAGCAUACCCGCGGGAAGCUACAACGAGAGCUCAAGCGUGUUGCAAGAGCACAUUUGACCAGCCAAUUGAGUGUUGCAGAGCGAGCGUUGAUCACGCAGCUGGCGACGGCUAAAGAGAAGCAGCGGAGUUCCAAAGGCGAGCUCAAACAGGUCGACAAGUACAACUUGGCGGCGCAAAAGGCACUCGCAAAGGCUGCCAAGUCUAAGAGGAGAGAACAACGACGAGGGGAGAAGCAGAAGGACAAUGUUGCAAUUUCCGCACGGAAAGCAGCUAAAUACGCAGACCGUGCUGCAGCUAAAGGCGUCAGUGUGGAGGACUACAUCCGUCGUCGAGGUGAGAAGUCCGCUGCGAAGAAGUCUCGGUCCUCCUCAUCCAACGAAGCCCCGGUUGGAUUCGUGGUCGAUACUGCUGGUGAUCCUUCCCUCAAGACGCAGGCAAUGCUGCAUUCGCCGCCCGCUGUCACUUCAUCCGGCCGUGGCGAGGCGGCGACAAGGRAGGGUUGA